CUAUAUACACCACUGUUCCUAAUAAUACUGCCACUGCGAGCGUUGAAUAGAUAUUGCAUAGAUAUAGUAAUCUAUCGAGGUGGAAUUUGGCAUGCAGGUGAACGCCACAUUGAGUAGGGACAGAGCUUUCUGUCAAUAAACAAGCUAGCUAGCUAGCUAGCAUACUAAUGAUAGCUAACGUUAACGUGACACAUGCCCACAUUUCUACAUGCCUUUUGAGAAUGAAUUGUAGCGCUGUUUGUCGUAGUUGUCUUGAAAUGGCUGCUAAGCAGUCCAUAUAUGAUGUAGCUGGAGUCGAAGUGUAUCUGCUUUAAAAAAGCUCUAUGUGUUGAAGACAGCGAUGCACAUCUUUCCUUAGCUCACAGCUGUUGAUUGACGGCACUUCAAAUGGAACUGUCUUUCCAUGAGUUCUUGAGGCGACCCUUUCUUGUUUGCAAUUGUGAAUUCGUAAAUGAGAAUAUUGCAUCAAAAUCUCCACUGUAUCCUUGCAUUUUCUGAAACUGAAUACAUUUCAUAAUUAACUCUGCUUACCUUUAUUGCCCUAGAUAUCACACUGCAACAACCCCAACACAUUUAGCAGACAUGGCAUUUAGAAGAGAUAGAAAUGUUCGGGAUGUGUAUGAGGACAGGUUUCCUGUAGAGAGAGGGGGCCCUUAUAGGAGGUCUGGUUUUGGACGUCCAGAUGAAGACUAUGGCCGAGGUUUUGAGUACAACGACAACCCUCGAUUUUACCCAGGAGGAGGACCCCCUCGCAGUUACCAUGGCGAGGGCCCCCACUUUGCUGGAGAACACAGAGCAGUUCCCCCAGGCCGAAGGGAUGAAUCAUACCAAUACUACAGAGGUGCCAGGGACGAGCCACUACCAGGGAGGCCUAUUGACUUCAGACCAGGAGGCCGAGUUGGCCCGCUCCCCCCACCCCCCAGCGGUAGAGGUCAAGGGUCGUACCCUCCCCCGAGGUCGCUGCCAGCUUUGGGCCCCGAGGCGGGCGAUGACACGGUGAUGCAGGCCAUCCUCAGCCUGGACCGAGGGGAGGACCAUGAGGGCAUGCGGCGUAAGGCUCCAUUCCCCGCGGUGAGGGAACGCUCCCCCCUGAGGCGAGACGUGCCCCCCUCCCCCUCCCCCCACAGCCGCUCUGGGUCCAGCAUCAGCAGCCGCAGCUACUCGCCAGACAGAGCCAAGACACACCCAUACCCACCGCCACCGGGCAAGAAAAGGGAAAAGCCAUCAUCUGCUUUUAUCAGUGCGUCUCGAGACGGAUCUCCUCACAACUCUGCCUCUGUCACUAAGGAGGAGCCUCUGUUGACUGAUGCCCUGGUGGACGAGGCCCCGCCCAGCACGGAGGAACCCUCUGCCUUCUUUGAGGACUUCCAGGAGCGGAGGGCCCAGGCCAUCGCUGCUAAGGCGCGGGAGAUCGAGAAGGUGACACACACACACACACACACACACACACACACACACACAUAAAGAGGCUUGGUAGAC
Molecule: messenger RNA, 1479 nt
Organism: Clupea harengus (Atlantic herring)
Lineage: Eukaryota; Metazoa; Chordata; Actinopteri; Clupeiformes; Clupeidae
Gene: pphln1
Product: periphilin 1
Exons: 8
Coding region: 583-1464 (293 amino acids)
Biological process (GO): negative regulation of gene expression, epigenetic; negative regulation of DNA-templated transcription; protein localization to heterochromatin
Cellular component (GO): nucleoplasm
Source: RefSeq, a predicted model, not a curated record